This is a messenger RNA of Notothenia coriiceps (black rockcod), 817 nucleotides long. Its product is annotated as claudin-10-like. Gene Ontology annotation, cellular component: membrane; bicellular tight junction. Gene Ontology annotation, molecular function: structural molecule activity. The record is from RefSeq and is a predicted model, not a curated record. Bases 1 to 702 code for a protein of 233 amino acids. Lineage: Eukaryota; Metazoa; Chordata; Actinopteri; Perciformes; Nototheniidae. The transcript has 6 exons.
AUGUGGAGGAGACUGGCUCAGAUCCUGGCCCUGCUGCUCUGCAUUCUGGGAUGGGGCUUUGUAGGCUUCACUCUGGCUAUGGACCGCUGGAGGGUGGCCCAGCUGGGGGGUCGGGGGGGCUCCUCUGUGGUGGGGGCAGCCUGGUUCUGGUCUGACCUGUGGAAGGACUGCUAUGAAGACUCCACCGCUCGGAUCAACUGUGUGGACUUCCGGGUUCUGUGGACAGUCAAAACACACAUCCAGGCAGUGAGGGGCCUCCUGAUGGUCGGCCUGUUCCUCGGUUGCAUUGGCACAGUGCUCACCUUUUUUGGAUUGGAGUGCACACUCAUUGGUGGAGACGAGAGAAGUAAAGAUAAGAUGUUGAUAACAGCGUCUGCCUUCCAUCUGCUCGGCUGCGCAUCAGACGUGGCUGCUUAUUGUUUAUACAUCCACAGAGUGCUGGCAGCUUUCUUGCGCAGUGAAGCAGAUCCGUCAGAAGUGAGCUAUGAGAUUGGAGCCCCCCUCUACCUUGGCCUGGUGGGAUGUUUCCUUAUUCUUAGUGGCUCUACAGUUCACUGCUUAACUGCACGCAGAGCUAACCACUGGAAAACAAAUCAUCCUGUGGUUCCCCCUAUCAGUGUGAAAGGAGAACACACGUGUGGAAGGUCAAUAAUCCUCAGAAACGCCUCCACCUACAAGAUGGUGUCGGUUGUGGUUGUGUAACACUUCAGAUAAUUUUUUUAAUAAAUAAUAACACUUGUUUUGUAUAGAUUUCUAAAUAAUUUAUUUUGUGAAUAACACUUGAAGCCGCCCCCUUCAUUUCAGAAACGGUCCUGAG